AUGGAAAUUAUUUAUUCUCAAUACAUUACUUUAAUGAAUUAGCAUUAUCAAUAAGAAGAAUCUCUAAUCGAUUUGAAUAAUUUAUUAAAAGAUGAUAGAGCACGAUUAGUUGGAAUCUGGUUCAAAUAUACUCCCUAAUGUAUAAUAUAAUAAGUAGGACUUGUUGCAAUAAUUUAUAGCAAAUGCUUUCAUUAUUAGAGUGUAACUGAAACAUUAUCAAAAUGUUUGGAAUAAAUUUGUGAUGAUUACCUUGAUCCUGAAAGUAAAACCAUAUUAAAAUUUGUAGCUUUUCAUGUUUAAGAUGGUAAAUAGUAAUCAUUUAUAUAAAUUAUUUUACUAUCCUUAAAAAAAUAUAUUAGAAUUCAUAUUAUAAAAGACAACUCAAAUUUGCUUAGAAUAAAGUAAACACUUUACUCUUUAAAGAAAAUUAAGUAAAAUAAAUAUUGGAGGUAGUCUAAUUUUAUGUUUAAGUAUGUUGAUAUAUAAUUAUACAAAAUUCAAAUAUAUUGUAAAUAAAUCAUAGUUGAUUUGGCCAAUUUCUUAAACUUAUAUUAUUUUAGAUGUCUUAAAAUGCCUUAUUAAAUACCUAAUUUUGAAUAAUCAUUCCUCAUUACUUUAUAUUUAAUCUUGUUAACAUAAGAUUAGACAUAGUAAGAAAGUUAAAUAAUUAGAUUGCAAUGA
This is a messenger RNA of Paramecium primaurelia, 681 nucleotides long. The record is from the annotation of a GenBank genome assembly. NCBI's taxonomy places the organism in Eukaryota, Ciliophora, Oligohymenophorea, Peniculida, Parameciidae.